UCAGUUUCAGUUUUCUUAGAAUCGUCUGCUACAAAUUGUAAAAUUUUCAUGGAUUAUUGUUUUAAAAUAAAGAAAAAAUAAUGGACUUUGAAAGCCCUGAUGUUGAAAAGGAGUUUCCAGGACUUUAUGCAUCUGAAUCAGCACGGAAGAGUAACGAGAGUGAUUUUAGCGAUGAAGGUGGACACGAGAAGCAUUCGAAGAAAGAUCUUCUUGGGGGAAAGCGAAAGGAUAAAAAAGAUAAGAAAGACAGAGGUUAUGCUACUUUAGAGGGUGAAAGUUCACCAGAUGAGGAUCAAGAAACAAAGAGUCCUUCAAAAUAUAAAAAAACCAAAGCCUUUAAGUUUCCGACAAAAAAGGAGAAACGCGAAAAGUCUCGAGAAAAAGAUGGAAAAGAGAAAGAUUCGGAUAAAGACAAGAAGAAAAAAGAUAAAGAUGAAAAGGAUGGUGAUAAAGAAAAGCGAAAAGAUAAGGAAAAAUCAAAACAAAAAGUGAAAGAUCGCAAAAAAGGAAAACAUGGAGAUGAAUGUUUAGAUAUCGGUGAAGAGCAGCCAAUAUUUGGUGUUAGUUUGCAUUUAGCAGUUGAAAGAAGUCGUUGUCACGAUGGCGUAGAAUUGCCAUUGAUCGUUAGGGAUUGUAUCGAUUUCGUUGAAGAACAUGGAAUGUCUGUUGAAGGAAUUUACAAAGUUCCCGGAGUAAAAUCGAAAGUUCAAAAUUUAAAAAAAAUGUAUAAUCAACGUGAUCCUGUAAAUAUUGGAGAUUUUGAACCCACAGUUGCUGCUAGUUUAUUAACUUUAUUCUUAAGAGAACUACCAGAACCUGUAUUGGAAACCAGUGAAAUUAUAUCACGUUUUGAACAAGCAGCUUCUACCAAAGAAGUUGCUCAAAGAGAAUCACAAAUUGCGGAAUUGACACAACAAUUACCUGAAUGCAAUCGAGUUCUUCUUGCCUGGGUUAUUUUACAUUUGGAUCACAUUACAAUGUGUGAAAAAACUACAAAAAUGAAUGCUCAAACAAUUGCAAUGACAUUGAGUCCAGUUUUACAAAUGAGCCAUCGAUUGUUGUUGGCUUUAUUGUUUCAUUGUAAGGCUCUAUUUCCCAAUAUUCAAUUAUCAAAAUACAUUCCUCCACUUUCGGCUGGAAGCACUUGUUUGCCCGAUAUGGCGGAAAGUAUAGCGGCCGAAUUGGCGAAACAAGAAUCUUUACUUUCACAAAUUCACAUGCAAAUGAAUGCCGGUUUUGUGACAAAAUCAAGAGAAGAACAAUUAUGGGAAGUUCAGCGUAUGAUUACACAAUUGAAGAGAAAAUAUAAAACGGUCCAAAAAUUGGAGGGUACAAUUCAAAAAAGUAUCGACGAAGAAACAAAAUCUAAUGAUGAAAUCAAUGCAGAAAGUAAGCAAUUAAAACCAAAUUCAGAAGAUGAUACAAGGCAGCAAAAGUCACAAAUACAAAUUCAAUCUGAAACUGUUUCAAAACUUAAUAAUCAAUCAAGAAAUAUUGAUAUUUCAAAAGAAAGUAGAUCAGGAUUAAUAGAUAGUAAAGCAUCAUCGGUGGAUAAAGAUACAGUCGAUCAUGUCGAAUCAGGCUCAAUUAGUCAAGUUAAUGUUACUCAAGAAUGCAGCAAAUCAGAAACGAAUGUACAAGUACCAGAACCUGUAGUAGAAAAUCCACUUGACAAACUACGUGAAAGUUUAAUACACGAGGAACUAUUGAAUAUGAAGACAUCAUUAAAGACAAGAUUAAUUCAAGAGAAACUUGAAAUUGAAAGAUUACUGGAAAUGAUUGCAGAUCGAGAAAGUAAAGAAAUAAAAUUAAGAGACAAAAAUCAUACACCCAAUGAUCUUGAUGUGGCAGCUAUUAUUCAAAUAACAAGCGAAAAUCAAUUACUAGAGAAAAAAAUGACAACUUUAAUUCGCAGCAUUGUAGAAGAAAAGGAUGCGUGUGUUGAAUUACGCGUUCAAUUAGCAUUACAUCAACUAAUGUUAAAAAAUAAUGUAAAUAAUAUUAAACAAAUUUAAUCCUGUGCCUGAAAAACAAAACAAAAACAAAUUAACUUAUAAAAUAUUCCUG
Messenger RNA from Leptopilina boulardi, 2067 nucleotides. It is a transcript of the gene Rlip, whose product is annotated as ralA-binding protein 1. Bases 81 to 2015 code for a protein of 644 amino acids. Gene Ontology annotation, molecular function: GTPase activator activity; small GTPase binding. Gene Ontology annotation, biological process: small GTPase-mediated signal transduction. The record is from RefSeq and is a predicted model, not a curated record. NCBI's taxonomy places the organism in Eukaryota, Metazoa, Arthropoda, Insecta, Hymenoptera, Figitidae. The transcript has 9 exons.